Molecule: messenger RNA, 9783 nt
Organism: Gekko japonicus
Lineage: Eukaryota; Metazoa; Chordata; Lepidosauria; Squamata; Gekkonidae
Gene: DCHS1
Product: dachsous cadherin-related 1
Exons: 21
Coding region: 1-9783 (3260 amino acids)
Biological process (GO): homophilic cell-cell adhesion
Cellular component (GO): plasma membrane; cell-cell junction
Molecular function (GO): calcium ion binding
Source: RefSeq, a predicted model, not a curated record
AUGGCACGGUUAGCUUUCACCAGGGGCAGGGCCUUCUCGGUUGUGGCCCUUACCCUGCAGAAGGCACUCUCGGGUGACGGCCGUGCCCUGCCAGACUUGUUCCGUUUCCACCGGGCGUGCAAGGCUGAAUUGUUUAGGUUGCCCUUUGGAGGAAUCACCAAGCUGCAGCAGCAUUCUGCAGCAAAGGAGGAGGCCUCUGCGCUGACGCUGGGGAGAGGCCUGCGCAGAGUGCGCAUCAUGACCCCCAUCUUGGUGUCACCACAGGUGACGGCAGCACCUGCUUGGCAGAGGAGAGGCCCUGAUCCUGCACCCCUCGGAGGGAAGCCGGGGGAAGAGCCAGACAUGGUCGCACGUGUCCUGCUGCUGCUCUUCCUGCUGGGGGGCUUGGCGCAGGGGCAGGCCUCGGCCACCGCGGGGACCCUCGAUCUGCAGAUCGACGAAGAGCAGCCUGCCGGGACCCUCGUUGGCGACAUCAGCGCAGGCCUCCCGCCGGGCACCAACACCUACAUGUAUUUCAUUUCCGCCCAGGAGGGCAGCGGGGUGGCCACCGACCUAGAGAUCGACGAGAACACGGGUAUCAUCAAGACCGCCCGUGUCCUGGACCACGAGAGCCGGGACCACUACAGUUUCAUCGCCGUCACCCCGGAAGGGGCCACGGUGGAGGUCCACGUGCAGGUCAACGAUAUCAAUGACCACGCCCCCGCCUUCCCCAGGCCGCGUGGCUCCCUCCAGAUCCCCGAGCACACGCCCCCGGGGAGCCGCUUCCCCCUCGAGCCGGCUUUGGACGCCGACGGCGGCCUGCUCGACACCCAGGGCUACGUGCUCAAGGGCGGGAACCUGGGCCAGGCCUUCCAGCUAGAGACCCGCCGGGGGCCCAACGGAGUCCUGCAGCCGGAGCUGGUGGUGGCCAGCGUUCUGGACCGAGAGGCCCGCCCCGCCUACACGCUGCUGCUCGAGGCCUACGACGGCGGCUCCCCUCCUCGCAGCUCCCAGAUGACCUUGGACGUCUCCCUCCAGGACAUCAACGACAACGCCCCGGCUUUCAACCAGAGCCGCUACCACACCCUGAUCCCGGAGAACCUCCAGCCCGGCAGCAGCAUCCUGCAGGUCUUUGCCCGGGACAGCGACGAGGGGGACAACGGGGCCGUGGUGUACGAGAUCAACCGUCGCCAGAGUGACCCGGAGCAGUACUUUGUCAUCGACGCGGCGACGGGGGUCAUCAAGCUCAACAAGGGCCUGGAUUACGAGUUGCGGAAGGUGCACGAGCUGGUGGUGCAGGCCCGGGACAAGGCCGUGCAUCCAGAGGUGUCCACGGCUUUCGUCACCAUCCAGGUGCGGGACUACAAUGACAACCAGCCCACGAUGACCAUCAUCUUCCUCAGCGAGGACGGCUCCCCCCGCAUCUCCGAGGGGGCCCAGCCGGGGCAGUUUGUGGCUCGCAUCUCCGUCUCAGACCCCGACUACGGCGAGUACGCCAACGUCAACGUCUCCUUGGAGGGGGGCGAGGGCAAGUUUGCCCUCACCACCAAAGACAACAUCAUCUACCUGAUCUGUGUGGACCAGCUGCUGGACCGGGAGGAGCGGGACUCCUACGAGCUGCGAGUGACCGCGACUGAUGCAGGAACGCCACCCCUGCGGGCCGAGUCGGCCUUUGUGCUCCAGGUGAUGGAUGUCAACGACAACCCUCCUCUCUUUGAUGCUCAGGAGUACGAGCAGACUGUCCCCGAGGUGGUCUAUCCGGGCAGCUUCGUGCUUCAGGUGACGGCCCGGGACAAAGACCAAGGGCCCAACGGGGAGGUCUGCUACAGUAUCAUGCACACUCCCCACACCCACUCCCAUUGGUUUGCCAUUGACCCGGCGACGGGCAUUGUCACGACCGCCUCCUCCCUAGACUACGAGAUCGAUCCCCAGCCCCAGCUCACAGUGCUGGCCACCGACCGGGGCAAGCCCUCCCUCUCCUCCACCGCUGUGGUCCGCGUGAUCCUGCAAGACGUCAACGACAACGAGCCCAUCUUCGAAAGCCCCUUCUACAACGUCUCCCUGAGGGAGAACCUGCCUCCCGGCACCUGCUUCCUCCAGGUCACAGCUACAGAUGCCGACAGCGGCUCCCUGGGCGCCGUCUCCUACUCGCUGGGCACCGGCCUCAGCAGCUCUGCCCCUUCCGCCUUCCGCCUGGGGGAGAAGACGGGUCAGCUCUGCACCGCGGGGGACCUGGACCGGGACGGAGGCCUCGCCGCCUACGACUUCACGGUCACCGCCGUGGACGGGGGCGGGCUCAGCUCUGUGGCAUACAUCAAGAUCUUCCUGGAAGACGUCAACGACAACGCGCCCGCUUUCUACCCGCUGGAAUACGCCACCAGCAUCAGCACCCAGAGUCAGCUGGGCUCCGCCGUGCUGCGGGUCAGCGCCCACGACAAGGAUGAAGGGCUGUUUGGGCGCGUGACAUACCAGAUUGCCGCUGGCAAUACCCCCUCGCUCUUUGCCAUCCAUCCGGACACUGGUGCCGUAUCUCUGCUGCGGAGCUUGGCGGGCAAAGCCAACACCUUGGUGCACCUGGAGAUUGCAGCCCGGGACGGAGGGGGGCUGGCCGCCCAGCCCAACGCCCGGGUCAACAUCAGCAUUGUGGCCGGCACCGUCUCACCUCCCGGCUUCGAGCGGGCUCAGUACUACUUCACCGUCCCGGAAGACACCCGGCCGGGCAGCAGUGUUGGCGCCGUCUGUGCCCACAACCCCCCAGGCCACUCGGACAGCGUGUUCUACUCCAUCUCCUCGGGAGACCCGCACGGCUACUUCUCCAUCGACCCAGCCUCAGGAGAGCUGCACACGCGCUUGGCCCUGGACCACGAGGCGCAGGCGGCCGUGUCCCUGGAGGUGCAGGCCCGCAGCGGCUCCCCGCCGGCCUACAGCAGUGCCCGGGUGCAGGUCAGCGUGGCCGACGUGAACGACAACGCCCCCGCCUUCCCAGUCCCGUCUGACUCCGUGCUGCUGCCAGAGGGGGUGGCACCGGGCACGGUCGUCUACACGGUGCACGCGGAGGACCGCGACAGUGGCGCCAACGGGCAGGUGCACUUUGAGCUGGCCCCCGGGGGGCCCGGCGCGUUCACGGUGGAGCCUUUCUCAGGCAAGGUGUGGCUCGUGGGGGCCUUGCAGCGAGAAACGGGCACUCCCUACCGGCUGGUCAUUCUGGCGCAGGACGGUGGGGUCCCACGGCUCAGUGCCACGUUCACGCUGCUGGUGCACGUGCAGGCGGAGGAUGAGCACGGGCCAGUCUUUGACACGCUCACUUACCGCGUGGAGGUGCGCGAGGGGGUGCCUGUGGGCACGCCUUUCCUGCAAGUGCGCGCGUUGGCACGGGACUCCCAGGCACCCCUCACCUAUCACCUGCGUGCCGACGGAGAUGCUGCCAGCUUCGGCAUAGUGCCGGACACGGGGUGGGUGAACGUGCGCAGCACGCUGGACCGGGAGGUGCAGGAGCUGUACGUGCUGACCGUCCUGGCUGUGGCCGGAGAGGGCGAGGGGCGCCAGACGGGCACCACCACCGUCCGCGUCACCGUCACGGAUGAGAACGACAACGGCCCUCGGCUCAGCGAGGAGCGCUACUUCUUCACGGUGGCCGAGAACCAGCCUGCUGGCAGCAGCGUGGGCCGUGUGAUGGCCAGCGACCGGGACGCCGGGCAGAACAGCCGCCUCUCCUACCGCCUGGUCCCACACGAGGGCAACUUCUUGAUCCACUCGCAGACGGGGGAGCUGAGCUGCAGGCAGGGCCUGGACAGGGAGCAGCAAGCCACCCACCAGCUGCAAGUCCUCGUCCAGGAUGGGGGCACCCCGCCACGCAGCGCCACGGGCACCGUCUACAUCACUGUCCUGGACGAGAACGACAACGCGCCCACCUUCUUGCACGUGGCCGAGGGCCGUGAGCUGCUUCUGCAGGUUCUGGAGGAGAAGCCGGCGGGGCUGCUGGUGGCCUCCUUGCAGGCCAAGGACCCCGAUGAGGGCGAAAACGGAACCGUCUUCUACUCGCUGGCAGGUGCGUGGGCAGAGCGCUUCUCCCUGCACGUGGCCACGGGGGAGUUGCGCACGGCCACCAGAUUGCGCCAGGCAGACUGCGGCGAAUACACCUUCACGGCAACGGCAAGUGACCGAGGCCCCAGUCCCCGAAGCACGACGGCAGCCGUGCGCAUCCAGGUGGUGUCCACCGCCCGCAUGCUUCCCCGGCCGGACACCACGGUCCUGACUCUCUAUCCCAUGGAGGGGCUGCAGCCCGGCUCCAUCAUUGGCUCGGUGGCUUCCCCGGAGCCGCUACCCCACGGGCAGGUGACCUACAUGCUGGUGGGAGGCGGGAGCGGAGACAGCGCCUUUGUGGUGGACGCGGCCACAGGGGACAUCUACGCGGCCCAAGAGCUGGACUAUGAGUCGGGGUCCCGGCACACCCUGCAAGUGAGCGUGGAAGACACGUUGCGCGGCUACCCCAGCCAGCGCCUGGUGCUGGUGGAGAUCCACGUGCAGGACAGCAACGACCACGCGCCCACCUGGGCCCAAGACCCCGUGACGGUGGUGGUCUCGGAGAGCGCCCCCUCGGGCACGUCCCUCUUCACCUUCCAGGCCCUGGAUGGCGACGGGCCGGGCCCGAAUAGCCAGCUGAGCUACAGCCUCCUGCCCCCGGAGGCGGGGCCCUCCCCCUUCCAGCUGGACGCGCGCAGCGGGGAACUGAGCCUGCGCAGCCCGCUGGACCGGGAGACCCAGGCGGCCCACCUGCUGGUGGUGCAGGCCACCGACCAGGCGCGCAACGUCAGCCAGCGCCGCUCAGCUGCCCUCACCGCGCACGUCUUUGUCAUGGACGAGAACGACAACGUCCCGGAGUUCCUCUCCCCGGCCGGGGUCGACCUUCCGGAGGACCAGCCCACCGGCUUCCUGGCUCUGCAGGUGCUGGCGCGGGACAGCGACCUGGGAGAGAACGGGCGCGUCAGCUACGCCCUGCGUGCGGGGAACGCGGAUGGGAGGUUCCACCUCAACCCGAGCACAGGGGCGCUGACCACCGUGAGGACCCUGGACCGGGAGGAGGUGUCCCAGCACAACUUGACUGUGGUGGCCACGGACCACGGCUCCCCGCGGCGCUCCGCCACACAGCUGCUGACAGUGCACGUGCUGGACGUGAACGAUGAGAUGCCGACUUUCCAGAGGAGCCACUAUGAGGCCAGCGUGGCAGAGAACUUGCCCGCCGGGGUCCCGGUGCUGCGGCUGCUCGCCACUGAUCGCGACCUGGGAGCCAAUGGACAGGUCUCCUAUGGCGCUUCCCCCGGAGAGGACUUCUCCAUCGACCCCACCACGGGCCUCGUCAGCACCCGGCGCUCCUUGGACCGCGAGGAGCAGGCGGAGCACCUGCUGACAGUGUAUGCGCGUGACGGGGGUGUGCCUCCGCACCAGACCAAGGCUUCGGUCCGCAUCCUGGUGGCCGAUGAGAACGACCACGCCCCGGCCUUCCAGAGUGACACGUACGCCUUGGAGGUGCCCGAGAACCAGAGCCAGGCGGAGGUGGUCACCGUGUGCGCCACGGACCACGAUGCAGGCGAAAACGGCCGCCUCUCCUACCAGCUGACGGCUGGAGAUCCGGAGAGGGACUUUGCCCUCAACCCCGUCUCGGGCAAGCUGUACAAAACGCAGGGGCUGGACCGAGAGCGGGUCCCCAGAUACGUGCUGACUGUGGAGGCCUGUGACCAUGGCUCCCCCCCUCGCUGUGCCCGCCUGGCGCUCCACGUGCAAGUGCUGGACCUGAACGACAACGCCCCCCGCUUUGCCCAGGAGGCCUACGCCGCGGAAGUCCCCGAGGACCUGCCCGUGGGCUCCCUGGUGCUGCAGCUGGCAGCCCUGGACCCGGACGAGGGCGCCAACGGGCAGGUGUCCUACUUUUUGGCCAAGGAGUCCCUGGGCACCUUCCAGGUGGAGCCACGGACGGGCCGCCUCACCGUCACCCAGGCCCUGGACCGGGAGCGCCGGGCGACCUACAGCUUCCUGGCCUUGGCCAUCGAUUCCUCCCCCUUGAACCCUCAGAGCGCCUCCGUGCAGGUCACGGUCACCGUCCAGGACGUCAACGACCACUUCCCCACCUUCCCGCUCAGCCCGCUGGCCGUCACGCUGCCUCGCAACACCCCCGGCAAGAGGGUGGUGGCCACGCUGCGCGCCGAAGACCACGAUGCCGGGGCCAACGCCUCCAUCCUCUACCGCCUGGCCGCUCCCACGCCGGCCUUUGCCAUCAACACGUACACGGGGGCCAUCCAGCUGCUGCAGCCCCUGUCAGCCCUCGGCCAGCGCCAGCGCACCUUGUUUGUCGUGGCCAGCGACCUGGGGCGGCCGUCGCUGUCUUCCACCGGGGUGGUGGUCGUUCACCUGCAGGAUGAGAGCUACCGGGGGGUGCGCUUCCCCCGCAGCAGCAGCGACGUGGCCCUGCCUGAGAACGCCGCGCCAGGCACCACCGUGGUGAGCCUCCCGGCCACGCACACGGCCGGCUCCUCGGGCCGCAUCACCUACAGCAUCGUCAGCGGCAACGAGCGGGGGGCCUUCCGCAUCCAGCCCGGCUCAGGUGUGGUUUCCGUGCAAAAUCCGGGGGUGCUGGACUUUGAGGCGAGCCCCCGCCUGCGCCUGGUGCUCCAGGCCGAGUCGGCCUCCUCUUCCGGCUUCCUGGCGGUUCAGGUCAACCUGCAGGAUGUGAACGACAACCAGCCGCGCUUCCAGCUGCAGAAUUACGUGGCUUUCAUUCGGGAGGCCCAAGGCUAUGACUCACCUGUCAUCCAGGGGGUGGUGGGGGUGGGAGACACCCUCCUGGGCACGGAGAUCACCAUGGUGACGGGCAACGACGUGGACUCUGGCCCGCCGCUCUCCUACCUGCUGGUGCUGGACAGCAGCGCAAGGGGCACCUUUGGCAUCCUGCGCUACGGGGGCCGCAUCACGCUGAUGGGGCCGCUGGACUACGAGCAGCGUCGCCACUACGUCCUGACCGUGCGCGCCUCCGACUGCCAGCACGAGACAGAGGCCAACCUCACCGUGCUGGUGGAGGACAUCAACGACAACGCGCCCCACUUUGCCCAGGCCCUGUACCAGGUGCUGCUGCCAGAGCACACCCCGGCCGGAAGCCCCAUCCUGACCCUGAGUGCUGCAGAUCUGGACUCCGGCACCAACGGGGAGGUCGCCUACCGGCUGGCCACGCCAAGCCAGGCCAUCGCCAUUGAUCCACACAACGGGACCCUCUUCACCACGCAGCCCCUUGUUCUGGAGCCGGGACACUCCACGCUGGACGUCCGGGUGGAGGCCCACGACAGGGGCUCUCCCCGGCUCUCGGCCUGGACCACGGUGCAAGUCCAGGUGCUGGACGUGAAUGACCACGGGCCUCAGUUUGCGAAGCCAUGCUACAACGCCAGCGUGGCUGAAGACCAGCGGCCGGGUACCACGGUGCUCACCCUGCACGCCACAGAUGGCGACGUGACCCGGGACAACGCAGCCUUGGACUACACCAUCGUCAGCGGCAACAGCGGGCACGCCUUCCAGUUGGAGGGCCAGGCGGGCAGGGCCAGCGCUCUGGUCCUGGUCGAGCCCCUGGACUUUGAGGCGGUGGCCAUCUACAACCUGACUGUGGCCGUGGCCGACCGAGGCGUGCCCCAGCGCAGUGCCAUCGUGCCAGUCGUUCUCACCGUGCUGGAUGCCAACGACAACCCACCCGUGUUUGGCCGUCCGACCUACCACAUGGCUGUGAGCGAGAGUGCCGUCCCCGGGACAGAGCUGCUCCGUGUGGCCGCCCAGGACCCCGACUCGGGGCCCCACGGCCAAGUCCACUACCGCAUCAGCUCCGGCGACCCCGGGGGGCUCUUCCACUUGCACCCCUCCACGGGAGCCCUCCGCCUCUCCCGGGCUCUGGACUGCGAAGAGCAGGCCCAGCACAGCCUGGUGGUGCAGGCCUCGGACGGGGCAGGCGGCGGACACUUUGCCCUGGCCUCGGUCACCAUCGAGGUGAAGGACGUCAACGACAACGCCCCUUACUUCCCGGUGGAGGUGCUGAGUGCCAGCCUCAGGGAGAACCUGCCCCCUGGCAGCGUGGCCACCACCGUGCGUGCCGUCGACACGGACGCGGGUGUCUUUGGGGAGCUGCACUACGUCCUGCUGCAGACAGAGGGGCGGGACGCCUUCAGCAUCAACAGCACUUCCGGGGAACUGCGCUCUCGGCUGCCUUUCGACUUCGAGCGCAGCAAGUCUUUCCAGCUGCAGGUCCAGGCCACGGACGCGGGCAACGCCUCGGCCACGGCCACCGUGCGCAUCCUGGUGACUGGAGAAGACGAGUACGACCCGGUCUUUCUCAGCCCAGCCUUCGGCUUUGAGGUUCCUCAGGGGGCACGCCAGGGGCACAGCAUCGGGCACGUGGUGGCCACGGAUGAGGACGAGGGCCCAGAUGGGGUGGUGCUCUACACCUUGGCCAAGCCGUCUCCCUUCUUUGGGAUCAACCAAACGAGCGGCACCAUCUACUUGCGCGUCGACAGCCAGGCGCCGGCGGGGAGCCCUCCCAAGCGGGAGCCGCGGGAGAUGGUGCUGGAGGUCCAGGCCCACAGCCCCCUGCCCGCCUCCCGCUCCGCCGCCGCCCGGGUCACCAUCGACGUCACGCACACGUCCCUCGGGCUGGUGCCCGACCUCAACCUGCUGCUGGUGGUGGCGGUGGCCGCCUCGCUGGGCGUGGUGGUGGUGCUGGCGGCCGUGGCCCUCGUGCUGGCCCUCGUCCGGUCUCGGCGGAGCCGUUGCCGCAAGGAGGCGGACUUGGCCCACGUGAAGAGCGGCUCCUUGCAGAAGCUGGGCCACGCGGAGCCAGCCCUGCCCGGGGGGGACUGCCUCUACCACGAGGCGCUGCCAGGCUACGGGACGGAGGCCGCCGGGCCCUACGCCAGGGGUGGGUCGCUGGACCCCUCACACUCGAGCGGCCGGGGCUCCGCUGAGGCCGCCGAGGACGACGAGAUCCGCAUGAUCAACGAAUGCCCCCGCAUGUCCAGCGUCACCUCUUCCCUGCAGGAGCACCUGGCCGCCCGGGGACCGGACUCUGGUAUCCAGACAGACGCGGAUCGUCUCUCCGACGUGUCCUGCGAGCCGGCCACUCUCGACGCAUCCCACUGGUUCAAGAACAGGAAGGGGCCCGGCCUGCUGCUGCCUGGGCAGCCCCCACAGCUCUACCGAGACGACGGGAGCGGCAGCGUCGCCUACCUGGGGGCCGGCUGUGGCCUCAACAUCUCGGCCACCAAAGACUACUCCUUCCCAGAGGACGGGAAGCCGUGCGUGGACGGCUCACUCACGGCCAUCGUGGCGAGUGACGAGGAGCUCCGCGGCAGCUACAACUGGGACUACCUCCUCAACUGGUGCCCGCAGUUCCAGCCCCUGGCCAGCGUCUUCACGGAAAUUGCGCGCCUCAAGGACGAGAGUUCCCUGCGCAAGCCCUUCCCCACCAAGCCCAAGCCCCGCAUCGACCCCCCGCCACUCAUCACCUCGGUUGCCCACCCUGGCGCCAAGUCCGUGCCCCCCAAGCCUGCCGUGGGCCGCGCCUUCCCCCACCUCUCCUCCUUGCGACGGUCACCCAUCAGCCACGAGGGCUCGCUCUCUUCGGCGGCCAUGUCGCCCAGCUUUUCCCCGUCGCUCUCGCCGCUGGCUGCCCGCUCCCCGGUCGUCUCGCCCUUUGGGGUCUCCCAGGGCCCCUCGGCAUCCGCCAUAAGCACUGAGCACGCGUCGGAGGCCCCCGAUGGGGCGGAGCUCUGCAUCUAG